Molecule: messenger RNA, 700 nt
Organism: Darwinula stevensoni
Lineage: Eukaryota; Metazoa; Arthropoda; Ostracoda; Podocopida; Darwinulidae
Source: the annotation of a GenBank genome assembly
UUUUUGGAACACAAUAGUUUUGGUGGUGACUUGAUCUGUUGGCACUAGAUCUAUCACUAACAUCUCCAAGAUGGCUCCAGGAAAGCAGAAAGUCCUCUCAAAAGAAGAAGAGUUGCUCCUGCAGGAUUUCAGCCGAAGUGUGUCCAAGAAGUCCAGUGCCCUCUUCUAUGGGAAUGCAUUCAUUGUUUCUGCAAUUCCAAUUUGGCUGUUCUGGCGUAUACAUUUGAUGGACCCAAUGAAGUCAGCUCUGCUGUUUGCUGCCAUCACCCUUGCAAGCAGUUGGCUGGUGGCAUUUGCUUACAGGAACACAAAGUUUGUCCUCAAGCAUAAAGUGGCUCUCAAGAGGGAAGAGGCCAUUACCCGGGAAAUCAACAAAAAAUUCGCUGAUGACAAGAAAAUGUCCAAGAAGGAGAAGGAUGACAGAAUCCUCUGGAAGAAGAAUGAGGUUGCUGACUAUGAGGCAACAACCUUCUCCAUUUUCUACAACAAUGCUCUCUUCCUGGCACUCAUCAUUGUCAUCUCCUGCUACAUUCUCAAGUCCUUCUCCCCUUCCAUGAAUUAUACCCUGUCUGUUGGACUGGCAAGUGGCCUCAUCGCCCUCCUUUCCACUGGAUCUCAGUGACACUGAAUGAACCAACCCUCUUGUUGAGAGAAUGGAUACAAAUAUGUGUAUCUCUAAUUAAUAAAAUUAUGAUCAAUA